GUCAUCAUAAUUGUUCCGAUAUACCGUCACUUGUCUGUAUGCUUGAGCGGCGAACAAGUGCUGCAGCCAAUUCAGAGUCAGCAAUCCAGUGCCCUCCUCAAAAUAAGGCCAUUCAUUGAGGAUGCCAAGUCCUUUACCAUCUAUCCUCAACUUUCGGGACGCUGGCCAGACCGUGAACGACUUCACCGGUCGGGAAUAUGUGAUAUCAAAAAGGCUAUACAGAAGUGCAAGCCCUGAUGAAUGCACCAUCAGAGAUAGACAGAGACUCUUGGUGGACUUUGGUAUCCAGACUAUCGUCGACCUGAGAACAAAGACCGAGCAUAUCGAGCAGGCACAGAAGCGCAAUGCGAAAAUACAGAGCUCCGAAUUGGCACUGCAAACAAACGACGAUGUCGCCAGCCCACUAAAGAUCCCAGCCGUGACUUAUCACGAGAUUAACUUUAAUGGUUGGGCUUUCUCCAAAUCCCUAAUGAGCAAGCUAUCGUGGUGGAAUUUCGGCAAGCUAAUCGCCUUCAUGGCCAUGGGGUACCGCAAAGACGCAAUCAGCAUCAUCGCAACGAACGUCAUGCAAGAGCGGGGCAUCGAAGGACUUGCCAUUGACUCGAUUGAUGCGUGCGGUCUUGAAGUGAAGCAGGUAUUCUCAGUGCUGGCUGAGCCAGCAAAUUACCCAAUAGUCUUGCACUGUACCCAAGGCAAAGAUCGGACAGGUCUGACUAUUAUGUUGUGUCUUUUGUUGCUCGGAGUGCCUGUCGACGCCAUCAAUUAUGACUACAUGCUUACCGACGGCGAGCUCGUCUCUGGACGUGAAGAAAGAUUGAAAGAGAUUCGGUCCAUCGGACUCGGUGAUGAUUUUGGUCGUUGUGCGCCAGGUAUGGUUUCGAAAGUCGACAAACAUAUCCAAGAUCGGUAUGGUGGUAUACAGAGCUAUCUCACGUCCGUCGGAGUGACAGAUGACAUGCAAAAGGCUGUCAUUCACAAUCUCAGGCCAGAUAAUACUACAUAGACAACGGCGUACAGCGGCUUUGUUUCACAUGCAUAAAGUUGAACGCGG
Messenger RNA from Pseudovirgaria hyperparasitica, 1051 nucleotides. RefSeq lists its product as uncharacterized. Gene Ontology annotation, biological process: dephosphorylation. The coding region runs from base 122 to 1003 and encodes 293 amino acids. Gene Ontology annotation, molecular function: phosphoprotein phosphatase activity. NCBI's taxonomy places the organism in Eukaryota, Fungi, Ascomycota, Dothideomycetes, Acrospermales, Acrospermaceae. The transcript is spliced from 4 exons. The record is from RefSeq and is a predicted model, not a curated record.